AUGUCUGAUUAUUUGAGUCAAACCACAUUUGACUUAAUUUGGGAUCAGCUUAAAACACAACAUGUUGAAGAAAUUGAUCCUGAUGAUUUCCUGAAUAAAUACAGUCUGGAAAUUACUGAUUUUGAUGAUGAAAUGGAACCAACACCACCACCUAGCCUUGUUGAAACCAGCCUGUCUGAGAGUGCUCCUUUGUUGUCCAUCUCUGUUGCUGCAAACCAACUUGAAUUGCCAACUUCAACUGAACAGCCUCCUGAAACAUCAGAAUUUUUGAAUUUAUCCUCAAAUGAUGUUAACAAGUUCAUUGAAGAGCAAGAUAACAAAAAUACCAUGAGAAAAACUCUAACUGACAUAAAUAAGUUCAGAAGAUUUCUGGAAACAAAAGGUGAAAAAAGAGAGAUACAUGAGAUUAGCAUUGACCAACUUGACUCAUAUCUAGCAAACUUUAUUUUGUCUAUAAAGAAAGCAGAUGGUACCGAAUAUGAACCGAGUUCUUUACGUAACAUUAUCAGUAGUAUUGACCGAAAACUGCAGAGAAAUAAAUAUCCAUUUCUAAUAAUGAGAGGAAAUGGCCCACAAUUUUCUUUGACAAGAGAUGCCUUAAAGGCCAAACAAAAAUGUCUAAAAAAGUUGGGAAAAGGCAAUAAACCACGAGUUGCAUCGUCACUCUCCGAUAAAGAAGUUGAUCAAAUGUAUAUGAAAGGUGUACUUGGUGCCAUGACACCAACAGCAUUACUCAACACUGUUUGGUGGAACAAUUGCCUUCAUUUUGGAAUUAGAGGGACGACAGAGCAGUAUAAUCUCAGAUGGGGAGAUAUCAAACUUGGCAAAACAUCAGAGGGUCUAGAGUAUUUAGAAUUCAAUGAACGCCAAACUAAAACCAGGAAUGGCGAAAAUGUAUGUGAUGUAAGGAAAGUCAGUCCCCGAAUGUAUUCAAUUCCAGGUGAUGAUAGGGACCCUAUUGAAAUCUACAAAAGAUACGCUGAAAAGCGUCCAGCAGCAUGCCUUUCUGAUGAAUCUCCAUUUUAUAUUGCACCAAGAACAAUCCCUAUUAACAGUGAACCUAAUGGUCAAUGCCAGUGGUUUCUCAACCAGAAAGUUGGUGUGAAGAAACUUGGAGGCCUUCUUAAAAAAAUGGCUAAAGAUGCCGAGUUAAACCCGGAUAAGAAUAUCACAAAUCACUCUGCAAGAAAGCAUCUCGUCCAAAAGUUGAGAAAUUCCAAUAUUGCACCCACAGAUAUUAUGGCAAUAAGUGGACACAAAAAUGUUCAAUCUAUUAUAAAUUAUAGUGAAAUUUCAGAAGAAAGGCAAAUUGAGUGCUCUAACCUUUUGGCAUCAGUCCGCAAUCCAUCCACUGGACCAUCAGCUACAGUUACACGGUCAGAUUCUCCAUCGCCAUCUACAGAUCAAACUGGCACUGUUACAAAUACGUCAUUAGAGUCCAUUUCCAUAUCUCAUUCUGCAGUUUCAACGGAGUCACAUGGCCAAAUGAAUCCUGGCCAAAUCAGUUACCCCACCCACUCAUCACAGCAGAUUGCUUUAUCCAGCAACAGCUUAAAUUCGCUAUUUUAUGGCGCAGUAUUGCAUGUCAACAACCUGAAUGUUUAUUCAAGUCGGUAA
Messenger RNA from Ruditapes philippinarum (Manila clam), 1617 nucleotides. RefSeq lists its product as uncharacterized. Lineage: Eukaryota; Metazoa; Mollusca; Bivalvia; Venerida; Veneridae. The transcript has 2 exons. Gene Ontology annotation, molecular function: DNA binding. Gene Ontology annotation, biological process: DNA integration; DNA recombination. The record is from RefSeq and is a predicted model, not a curated record. The coding region runs from base 1 to 1617 and encodes 538 amino acids.